Pleurotus ostreatus (oyster mushroom) is the source of this 507-nucleotide messenger RNA. RefSeq lists its product as uncharacterized. NCBI's taxonomy places the organism in Eukaryota, Fungi, Basidiomycota, Agaricomycetes, Agaricales, Pleurotaceae. Gene Ontology annotation, cellular component: mitochondrial inner membrane peptidase complex; membrane. The record is from RefSeq and is a predicted model, not a curated record. Gene Ontology annotation, biological process: mitochondrial respiratory chain complex assembly. The transcript has 6 exons. Gene Ontology annotation, molecular function: serine-type endopeptidase activity. Bases 1 to 507 code for a protein of 168 amino acids.
AUGGCUUUCCUGAGCAGGCUAAGAAUCGGUAGAAAUACCUCGAACGGUGCGCCACGAAGCAGACGAAUACCUGCGCUUAUUUUCUGGUCGCCGCUUGCCCUGGCCUUCGGCAAUUACUUCUGGACGGUGAAACUUAUCAGCGGGCGCAGCAUGCAGCCAACUCUUAACCCGGACUCAUCUCUAUGGAGGGAUUUUGGCCUCUUCGAUAAGUUCUCGAUACGUUCCCGGCAUGCGUACCAACGAGGAGAUAUCGUUGCCAUUGUUUCACCUGAGGACCCCCGGAGGAUGAUUGUGAAGCGAAUAUUAGCCAUCGAAGGGGACACUGUGAGAACCCUACCACCCCAUCCUGAUCCAGAAGUUCGUGUUCCAGUUGGCCAUGUAUGGGUUGAAGGAGACGACUCCUUCCACACGGACGACAGUAAUCGUCUUGGCCCGAUUCCUGCAGCUCUUAUUGAGUCCAAACUGAGUAACGGUGCCUACGGCGGAAACUUUGAAUUCCGUCCAUGA